GGAUUACAACUUUACUGUUGUAGAUAGUUUUUUAGUAUAUUACAACAAAGUUUGACCCAAAUUUUAAAAAGGCACAGGUAUGUUAUGUUUUGUGGGAGGUGGGAGGUUGUCAUUUUGAAAUGUUUGAAUGUUGUGGUUUGGAAUACAAAUGUUUGUUCACAUUAUUUUGAACACUUUUUAACAUGCUUUGUCACAUUUAUACCGUACAGGUAACAGUGAGAGCCAUUUAAAACCAUCUAUUCUCUAAAAAGUCUCUGUACUCUGUACAGAGCCGGCAACUUAAGCAGCAGGAGGGAGCUUAAACAAAGAUUCGCUGUGUGCCUCUUUUUCCAACAACUGAGGAUGGUGGUGUUUUCUUUUUACAGCUUCGUGGGAAUAUUUGACACUGUAAUUUUGUCAUGGGAAACCUUGUAACAUGUUAUGAAUUUUUCCUUUAUUUUAUCUUCUGUAAAUGUUUAUUUUUAAAGCUAACUGGUGAAAGUGGUCAUUCAAUACUUUGUGAAAAUUCAAAUGCCUUAUUUCUUAUGUCAAUAACCAGGGGUGCACAUAAAUUUGCUAAGAAGCAAAGAUGCAUUUUUAUGAAUGGUGUAAAGAUUAACCUGUUAUAGGAGUGAAGAAAAUGCCACGUUCACUACACUAUGCAAAACAUUUGACAUUUAAUACAGCUUGUGACCUCAUCAUGGUCUGGAGUGGUUUAGUAUCUUGACUGCACUUGUGUCCUGUUUCCACAUUGGAAGAUCUCACUGCCUGAAAUCUUUUGUAUUCACUUUCAGCAAAACAUGCAGAAGCAUCCAAACUAUGAAAUUACUGGCGCUUUACUCACAAUCCUGGGUUAUUCACUCUAAUGUUGGCAGCAGCUAAUGCUUCUUCCCAGCACGUCCUUUUGUUAAAGUAAAUCUCAAAGCAAUUAAUUUAGUCAUCUGAUACCCUUUUUAUACCAAAAAUUAAAUGGCUGGUACUUGAAAUAAAAAUGCCAAAUCUUAUUUGGAGUGAUGCAGAAUAAACGUUACAGGUGAUUGUAUAGACUAGAGUCCUGUUUUUAAACCAGUUUUAAAUCACUUGCAUGCGUAUCAGUGUAUGUACAGUAUGUCUUUUGAGUAUGAAUCUAAAUUUGCUGGGUUUCAUUGGGGAAACAAUGUGCACCCCUGUGUAACUGACUUAACUGUAACUCCUGUCAGAAUGUAAUGUUACCAUAACAUUGACGUUUGUAGACAUGUUUGAUACAAUUGUAUAGAUCAAUGCAUCUGAAGCCUGCUUGUUUGUAAAUGUUUGGAUUUUGUCAUUUUUCAAAGCAGUGACAAAGUUGGUAAUGUAGCAUUGAACAACUGUCACUAAGGUCAUGGUCAUUUAGCAAAGAAAUGCUACAUGGUUAAAUGGUGUUUAGUGCUGUUGGGUUAGUUAAAUGUUUUCAUUACACCCUCAACCAAGCCACUUUGUUCGAGACGUGGAAGUGGCUGUAAAGGGAAAAGGCCUUCAUAUCUCCAUUUAUUCCCCCAUAGCAGCGCUGGAGACAGAGGUGGCUUCAAUAAGCCCGGUGGACCCAUGAGCAGCGAAAACGACAGAGAUAUGGGACGGCCUGAGGAGCAGGAUGACUCCGAGAACAGUACUAUUUACAUCACAGGCUUGACUGAAAAAGCCACCCUGGAGGAGAUGGCUGAGUUCUUUAAACAUGUUGGAACAAUCAGGAUGAACCGCAGGCUUGGCCAGCCUGCCAUUAACAUUUACACAGAUAAAGAAUCUGGGAAGCCCAAAGGAGAUGCCACUCUGUCCUAUGAGGAGCCAGCAUGUGCUAAAGCAGCUGUGGAGCAUUUUGAUGGGAAAGAGUUUCAGGGCCGGAGGCUCAAGGUGUCCAUGGCACGCCGCAAGCCCAUGAUGGGUGGGAUGAGAGGUGGCAUGCCCAUGAGGGAUGGUAUGAUGGGCCGUGGAGGUAUGAUGGGGCGUGGAGGUGACCGUGGUGGUUUUGGCCCACGUGGAGGUCCACGUGGAAUGAACAGAGGUGGCCCUACAGGAGCAAAUAUGCAGCAGAGAGCUGGUGAUUGGGAGUGUCCUAAUCCGGGUUGUGGCAACCAGAACUUUGCCUGGAGGAUGGAGUGCAACCAGUGCAAAGCUCCCAGACCAGAAGGCAUGGGUGGUGGCCCUCCAUUCCCUCCUGGAGGUGGUGAGCGAGGCAGAGGUGGAAUGGGAAUGCGUGGAGGUCGGGGUAUGGACCGUGGUGGGCCAGGAGGUUCCGGAGGGCCAGGUGGUUUCCAUGGUGGCUGGGGUGGUGAACGUGGUGGAUUCAGAGGACGUGGUGGAAUGGACAGAGGAGGGUUCCGUGGGGCUGGGCGUGGAGGACCACCUAUGGACCGUAUGAGAGGUGGAAGAGGAAUGGGCCCACCUGGUGGAAAGAUUGAUAUGAGGGACCAUCGCUUGGACCGCAGAGAGAGACCUUACUGAAUACUUCACUAUUGUUCCUCUAUUGGAAUCUUAACUUUUAAGAUGGGCUUUUAAUUUAUGAUUCCAUUUUGUGGCUAUAGAACGUCUUUCAAAAUACUCUGCAGUUUUGAGUUUUAGUUUGUAUUUUUUUUUUGUAUACAGUUGUGCUACAUCUUGUGUUGUGCAUGUUUGUUUUUGAAAUAAUACAGGUUAGUUUUGACAAUAUAAAAUGCCAGAUUAUUCAUUCCUGACUGUAAUUGCUUCCCCCUUUCCCAUAAUUGACAACUCUCUGAAAUUUGGGAAAUAAAGUUUUACUUAUUUGAUACUUUUGUUGA
Molecule: messenger RNA, 2750 nt
Organism: Thalassophryne amazonica
Lineage: Eukaryota; Metazoa; Chordata; Actinopteri; Batrachoidiformes; Batrachoididae
Product: RNA-binding protein EWS-like
Exons: 9
Coding region: 1543-2436 (297 amino acids)
Biological process (GO): regulation of DNA-templated transcription
Cellular component (GO): nucleus
Molecular function (GO): RNA binding; transcription coregulator activity
Source: RefSeq, a predicted model, not a curated record